Messenger RNA from Penicillium salamii, 3645 nucleotides. The record is from the annotation of a GenBank genome assembly. Lineage: Eukaryota; Fungi; Ascomycota; Eurotiomycetes; Eurotiales; Aspergillaceae.
AUGGCGACUCACAUGUCAGCAGCUCCGCUGCCAGCAACCACCGGCCGGACCCACGCGCGGGGUCCUCAGGACACCACACCGACUGAAGAUAUCGCGAACCCUAUGCCGACCGUGAAUCGCAAGAAACAGAAGCGCCGACAGAAACAAGCUGCCCGCUUAGCUGCGGAACACCCCGACGCGUUGGCCUCUGGGGAUAUUGAUUCACUCGCAGCAGAUGAGCAGCAUUCCUUGCACGGUGAUCGCGUUUCUGAACAUUCGGAACACCACCAUACAACACCCGGUGCUGCGUAUCAAUACGUCUCAUCGCAUCACCCCAAUGACCCGCCCAUGAUUAACGGACCCCAUCACCCCGGCGCUACCCCGGCCGAGACCUCGAAAACGAGGAAGAGCAGGAAGAGUCGCUCUGGUUCCCACAAUAUGGGCGAAGGCAGCUCAACGCCACUUUCAACUCCGUCCGCAUCCCACUCCCACUCCCACCCUCCACCGCCUCCCCAGACCUUACCAUACAUCAAUCGGUUUACCGGAAAGCCUAUGAAAAACAGCAGCAUCUGGAAUCAGUCUUCCCUAGAAGAGCGCGAGAACAUAAGAACUUUCUGGUUUGAGCUCGGCGAGGAAGAGCGCAGACAGCUUGUUAAGGUCGAAAAGGAUGCUGUGCUGAAGAAGAUGAAAGAGCAACAAAAGCACUCCUGCAGUUGUACGGUUUGCGGAAGGAAGCGAACUGCAAUUGAAGAAGAACUCGAAGUGCUCUACGACGCUUAUUACGAAGAACUCGAACAAUACGCGAACAAUAACCAAGGCGCAUUCGAAGAAGGGGCUCCCAUAAUUCCUCCGCCUCGGCUUUAUCAACCGCCACUUCGACCACCAGGGCAACAUACGCGCACUCACGGCCAAUAUCAUCCGUCUCGGAGUCGUGUCCAGGAACUGCCUGAAGACCACGAAGAAGAGAUAGAAGAGGACUAUGAGGAGGAAGAAGAGGAGGAUGAGGAGGAAGAGGACGAGGAAGACGAGGAAGAGGAUGAUGAAGAGCUUUACAGUGACGAUGAUCUUGAGGACAAUGAAGCUCGGGCGGCCCGGGCUGACUUCUUCGCAUUUGGAAACAGCCUGACUGUGAAAGAUGGGAUACUCACCGUUGCUGACGAUCUACUGAAAAAUGACGGAAAGCAUUUUAUUGAUAUGAUGGAGCAAUUGGCAGAGCGAAGGAUGCAAAGAGAAGAAGACACCCAGUAUGGAAUAGCUGCUGCACAUCAGACAUUUCAUGGGCACAAUCAUGGUCCUUUGGACGAGGAUGAUUACGACGAUGAGGAAGAAGAUGAGGAUUACGAUAGCCAAGAGGAGGAAGAGUUUGAUGAAGAUGAGAUGGUAGGGCUCUCAUAUCUAUACCCAUUGACUAUGGUCGCUAAUCAAGAACAGGAUGCCAUGACUGAGGAACAACGCAUGCAAGAAGGUCGACGAAUGUUUCAAAUAUUCGCUGCCCGCAUGUUUGAGCAGCGAGUCAUGACAGCAUAUCGAGAGAAGGUCGCCGAACAACGCCAGAAACAGUUGAUUGACGAGCUUCUUCAAGAGGAGACGUUGAACGAGCAGCGGAAUGCCAAGAAAGCUAGGGAGGCGCAAAAGAAGAAGGACAAAAAGCGCUUACAAAAGCAGGCCAAGGAAGAGGAGAAAGCUCGUCGAGAUGCUGAGAAGGCUGCUGAAGAGGCGGCCGCCAAAGCUGCCCAGGAGAAGAAAUCCGAGGAACAGCGGUUGAAAAGGGAAGAAGCACGGAAGAAGCGCGACGCUGAGAAGAAGGCUCAAGACGAAGAUCGUGCUCGCAAAGAAGCGGAUAAGCAACGACGACUCAAAGAGGAACGGGAGCGACACGCUGAAGCCGAACGCAAGCAACGGGAACAGAAAGAGGAAAAGAAAAAGCGAGAGGAGGCCAAGCGCAAAGAGAAGGAAGAUCGUGAGAUCGAGGAGAAGAAGGCCAAGGAAGAACUGGAGCGCAAGACACGGGAAGAGCUGGCGCGAAAGGAUCGAGACGCAGCGCGAGAACAAGAAAUCCAGGAUCGUGGUAGCAGGCGUGAACACCUCAGAACGUCACCUCCUCACACACUGCCCGGCGUCAUUCCAUAUUCUUUCCAGUCUCAGCCUCCCCCAGGUUUCACACAGUCCCCACAUUAUCCAAUGGCGACACCCGUCGUUCCCAAAGUCUCGACUCCAGCUCGACCUCGCCAACCCUCUUAUCAUGGCUCUUCCACAUCCUCUCCUCAUUCGCAACCUAACAGCGCUGACUCCCACCAUCCUUCAAUCUCCCCACGCUCCAUGGGUCAUGCACAAUCCGGGGGUCCUUUGGGUGCCAGGCAAGCCUACCAACAACCUCCACUGCAUCACCCUCAACCUUCCGCCCCUCUUUCGCCUCUAGGACGAUCAAAUCCUCCAGCAUUCCCUGGCCUCGGUGGCCUACCGUUCAAUCCGCCCGGUAUACCCGGGAUGGCUCCUAGGUCAACCCUUCCACCAGAAUCCAUGUAUUCGUCAAACGGAGCAAUGAUUAACCCUUUGCGAUCAUUCAACGGUAGUGGUGGAAUUGCAGCACCACCUGGGAUGAAUGGUGUUCGCCCCGUUCCACCAGGUCGUGCAUUCCCAUCUGAUCCCGGACAUGGCCUUACUUUUGCCAACAGCCACGGUGUGCCCGGUGCAUUCCCACUGCAGCAAGCAGGCCUAUCCAAGACACACUCCAGGCAAGCUUCUACUUCGUUCGACCGCUCUCCGCUAGAAUCAGGCAGCCAACCGUUCCCGAUAACAAGGCCGAGCCCGAUCAAGCGCCCUUCUAGCUCAGCACACGAUCAACGGGAGCACGGCAACUCUUCAAUGCAACGAGAGGUUGAUGGCUUGAGUGCGCAUCUGGGUAGCAGUGCUCUUCUUGAUGAUACCGAGGUCACUUAUCCGCCAAACCUGUCUCAGUCAUUGCCCGGUGCUCCUGCGCCUGGUCCAUUCCCAGGCCCAACAAGGGCUAGCUUCCAAGGUGCCUCGCUGUUUGCAGAGCCUCUGGGAUCGCCUCAGCCCAACUUUGCGGUUGGCUCUCCCAUGGGAAAUAGUACAUGGGGCGCGCCCUCGCCUUUCGGAGGCUCGGCGUUUCCGGGGGCUUCUUCCACUUGGGGACCUGCUGCGGCCGGGACUGGCGGUUGGCCUCCCAGUAAUGCAUUCGCAGCCAACGCUUCUCACCGACCGCACACCUCGCGACCUGUCACAAUUCGGUUGUUGGUUAUUCAGGCCUGUAAACAUCUGAACUCAACAAGGAGUCCCCAUAACGACGGAGGCUACCAUGAUGUGAACCUUGUGCUUGAGCAAGUAGACCAGCUACGCAGCCCCAAGGAACCCUCUAUCUCGCUGGACGAACUGCUUGAUAUCUGUGACACGGAAGGCAACCCGCAGAACGGCGGUGGCUCUUUCUCGGUCAAGGAAGGCCCUGGUGGCCGGUCUGUGCGAUUCGAGCCUGAUCCCAAUAGCGCAAUCCCUGGCCACAGAGGGAGCAUUGUUCCCGGUGAUAUUGGCAGUCCUGUCCCUUCGAACAGUCAUCCAGCCCCCUUUGCUGGAUUCGGUGGCCAUUCUGGAUUGCGGAAGUACUCUUCACCUCCGACUGGGCUAUUCGGCGGAGCUCCCUUGUCCUGA